Messenger RNA from Otolemur garnettii (small-eared galago), 1979 nucleotides. It is a transcript of the gene GPR161, whose product is annotated as G protein-coupled receptor 161. Gene Ontology annotation, cellular component: recycling endosome; membrane. Gene Ontology annotation, molecular function: G protein-coupled receptor activity. The coding region runs from base 141 to 1730 and encodes 529 amino acids. The record is from RefSeq and is a predicted model, not a curated record. Lineage: Eukaryota; Metazoa; Chordata; Mammalia; Primates; Galagidae. Gene Ontology annotation, biological process: G protein-coupled receptor signaling pathway. The transcript has 7 exons.
AGUCUCAAGCUGUUGCCUUAGGUAGAGUGCUCAACCUCCAACUCCUGGGCUGAAGCAAGUCUCCUGCCUCAGCCUCCCAAGUAGCUGGGACUACAGUCAUCCAGCAUGCUCUGCUCAGCCCAUACCGGGGCACGCUGACCAUGAGCCUCAGCUCCUCCCUUGGCCACAGCAAGGAGCUGCAUAACCUUACUGCAGAGGAGGCCGGUGAAGGGGGUGUCAUUGUUGCCGAGUUCAUCGCCAUCAUUGUCAUCACCAUUUUUGUCUGCCUGGGCAACCUGGUUAUCGUGGUCACCUUGUACAAGAAGUCCUACCUCCUCACCCUAAGCAACAAGUUCGUCUUCAGCCUGACCCUGUCCAACUUCUUGCUGUCCGUGUUGGUGCUGCCUUUCGUGGUGACCAGCUGCAUUCGAAGGGAAUGGAUCUUUGGUGUGGUCUGGUGCAACUUCUCUGCCCUCCUCUACCUGCUGAUCAGCUCGGCCAGCAUGCUCACCCUCGGGGUCAUUGCCAUCGACCGAUACUAUGCUGUCCUGUACCCCAUGGUGUAUCCCAUGAAGAUCACAGGGAACCGGGCUGUGAUGGCACUUGUCUACAUCUGGCUUCAUUCCCUCAUUGGCUGCUUGCCACCCCUGUUUGGUUGGUCACCUGUGGAGUUCGAUGAGUUCAAGUGGAUGUGUGUGGCUGCCUGGCACCGGGGCCCUGGCUACACUGCCUUCUGGCUGAUUUGGUGUGCCCUGCUCCCCUUUCUGGUCAUGCUGGUGUGCUAUGGCUUCAUCUUCCGCGUGGCCAGGGUCAAGGCCCGGAAGGUGCACUGUGGCACGGUGGUCAUUGCAGAGGAGGAUGCCCAGAGGAAUGGGAGGAAGAACUCUAGCACCUCAACAUCCUCUUCGGGCAGUAGGCGGAAUGCCUUUCAGGGUGUCGUCUACUCGGCCAACCAGUGCAAAGCCCUCAUUACCAUCCUGGUGGUCAUUGGUGCCUUCAUGGUCACCUGGGGCCCCUACAUGGUCGUCAUCACCUCUGAGGCCCUCUGGGGGAAGAACUCUGUCUCCCCUACCUUGGAGACCUGGGCCACAUGGCUGUCCUUUACCAGCGCCAUCUGCCACCCCCUGAUCUAUGGACUCUGGAAUAAGACGGUUCGCAAGGAACUACUGGGCAUGUGCUUCGGGGACCGCUAUUACCGGGAGCCGUUUGUGCAGCGGCAGAGGACGUCUCGGCUCUUCAGCAUUUCCAACAGGAUCACAGACCUGGGCCUGUCCCCACACCUCACGGCGCUCAUGGCAGGCGGACAGCCCCUGGGGCACAGCAGCAGCACUGGGGACACGGGCUUCAGCUGCUCUCAGGACUCAGGGACGGAUGUGAUGCUGCUGGAGGACUACACAUCUGAUGACAACCCUCCCUCCCACUGUACUUGCCCACCCAGGAGAAGGAGCUCGGUGACAUUUGAGGAUGAAGUGGAGCAAAUCAAAGAAGCUGCCAAGAACUCUAUUCUUCAUGUGAAAGCUGAAGUACACAAGUCCUUGGACAGUUACGCAGCCAGCCUGGCCAAAGCCAUCGAGGCUGAAGCCAAGAUCAACUUAUUUGGGGAGGAGGCUUUGCCAGGGGUCUUGUUUGCAGCACGGACCGUCCCAGGGGUUGGCUUUGGGGGCCGCCGAGGCAGCAGAACUCUUGCGAGUCAGAGGCUCCAGCUGCAGAGCAUCGAAGAAGGGAACAUUUUAGCUGCAGAGCAGAGAUGAAGGUGUCAGGGUGAACUGGGGCUGGAGCUGGAGAUGCUGGCCGUGGAGGGGUUCGCAUGACCGUCUGUGCCAGGACCCUGGGAGUAUCACUGCAGACAGUGCACCCAACCCAAAAAGGAAACAUUGGGUGUGCAGCCAUCAGCAAAGGGACUGAAAAUAAUGCCUACAGCCCAUGACUUCAGUGUCUGAUGUGAGACCACACACAGGCUUCUUUGAGGUCUCAGUGAUGGAACCAGAAACAUCUAAAGC